Penicillium riverlandense is the source of this 5748-nucleotide messenger RNA. It is a transcript of the gene yvc1, whose product is annotated as putative potassium ion channel Yvc1. Gene Ontology annotation, cellular component: endoplasmic reticulum membrane. Gene Ontology annotation, molecular function: ATP hydrolysis activity; ATP binding; P-type ion transporter activity. The transcript is spliced from 9 exons. The record is from RefSeq and is a predicted model, not a curated record. Gene Ontology annotation, biological process: intracellular calcium ion homeostasis. Bases 1 to 5748 code for a protein of 1915 amino acids. NCBI's taxonomy places the organism in Eukaryota, Fungi, Ascomycota, Eurotiomycetes, Eurotiales, Aspergillaceae.
AUGGGCCAUUGGAGAGACAUCUUCGCCACCGACGCACGCCGCACGCGCCAUCGCGUCCAGGUCGAGCGCCGUCGCCUGCUCCCCGCGUACGCCGCCGACGAGCCGCAACCAUCACAAUCUUCCAAAGAGAUUGCCAAGGUUGCGCUCCGGCUUAAGUACCAGAUCGAGCAGGUUAUUCCAUGCGAGGUGCAGGAAAGCACCCUCACCGACCCAAAUAGCAAGCUCAUCACGCCAGCCGUGGUCGAGACGGCUAAGCGGGCUGGCGGGGAGGACUACAAGGCCUGUGUGCUUUAUUGUCUUCUUGUUUGUCUGCGCUGGUUCAAGAUCCAGGCGUCGAUUGAGCUGUGGGAUGCGGAUCUUCAUGAGAUGCGCGCUGUGGCCUGCGAGGUCAUUGCGAAGCAAAUAAUUGAAGAGGAGCAAGACCAAGAGUAUCUGCUCAAAGAGAUCUUGCUCAAGCGAUACUCGAUUUUCGUAGAGGGCGUCGAAACUGACCCUGCCAAUGUCAUCGAACGGUCCGUCGACCUCCACGCGUUGCGGAUCAUCGGAUCUUCUGGAUAUCAGAAAUGUAUCCAGUACCUCUGGCGUGGCUGGAUCUGCCAAGAAGAUGGCAAUCCAACCAACUUCGUCUCGUACGAGGACAAGGAUAACACCGACUAUUGGGUUCACUUCCAUCCUGACCGCAUGAGAACUCCGCUUUACCAGAAUGUCUGCCAGAUACUGUUCUCUCUGAUCUACCUCGCCAUAUACACGGCUGUUAUCAACACUGUGAAUCCAACUGGUGAUCUUGAUGUCGCGGAGGGUAUCCUCUACGGGAUGACUCUUGCAUUCAUCUGUGACGAAGCAGUGAAGUUCUGGAAAAUCGGAUGGAAUUACAUUGAAUUCUGGAAUGCAUUCAACUCAACCCUAUACACACUGCUGGUUGUUUCAUUCGUCUUGCGCAUUGUGGCUCUCGCGCACUCGCCUUCCGCCAGUGAUGAAAACAGACAAUUGUACAACACGCUCAGCUACAACUUCCUGGCGUUUGCUGGCCCGAUGUUCUGGAUCCGCAUGAUGCUCUACCUGGACUCCUUCAAGUUUUUCGGGGCCAUGUUCGUCGUCCUUCGCGUGAUGAUGAAGGAGAGCUUGAUUUUCUUCGCGCUUCUCUUUGUCGUCCUGGCCGGCUUCUUCCAGGCUUUCAUUGGAAUGGCCCAGGUUGAUGCCGAUGUUCCCAUGUCCAGAGCUAUCAUCCAGGGCAUGGCGAAUAGUGUCAUGCAGAGCCCUGAGUUUGAGACGUUUCAGGGGUUUGCGUUUCCCUUUGGGAUUAUUCUCUACUACGUUUUCAACUUCAUUGUGAUGAUCGUUCUCCUCAACAUCCUCAUUGCGCUCUACAACAGUGCGUAUGAGGAUAUCUCCGGCAAUGCCACGGACGAGUACAUGGCCAUCUUCGCCCAAAAGACAAUGCAAUUUGUCCGUGCCCCAGAUGAGAAUGUAUUCAUCCCACCAUUCAACCUCCUGGAAAUGAUUUUCCUCGUCGCCCCAUUUGAAUGGUGGCUGACGCGCGAAUACUACGCCAAAAUGAACGAUAUCAUCAUGGGCAUAAUCUACUCGCCCCUUCUCUUCCUGACCGCCUGGCUCGAAACCCGGGAAGCGUAUCGGAUCCGCUGGAACCGCAGCCGAGGCGAGGAAGAUGAUGACUCCACGCAGGAGUGGGAGGAUGUAGCUGAGGAUGUGAACUUUGACCUGGAUGAUACCUGGAAGCUGCAGGUGAGCGAGUCGAAGCCCGAUAUCAAAACUGAUACUACGGCACUGGAGAUUCAGCAACUCAGGGAGCAGAUUCAGGCAUUGACAGAGAUGUGUGGUCCUCCAAGCGCCACCAUGGUCAAACUGGCCGACGACCCCCAGAUCGAAUAUGCGUCCCUGCACAACCCUCUCCCGCUGCAGCUGCACACAUAUGUGUGGCCCUUCCUGAUAAUCUGGCCUAUCUUCUUCGGCUUCUACCUCUCUCCAGAGCGCUAUGAUACCUACAUCCAGGGCCAGGAAUGGACUUUCGUCUACAGCGGAUCCAUCAUCACGGCCCAGUCCCUCCUAUGGUUGAUGACCAAGUGGAACAUCAACAUCAACGCCCUGUUCACCACAGUCAAGGCUAAGUCUAUCGACUCUGCCCAGUUGAUCAAAGUGAUCCCCAUCACCAAUGCCGGCACCGCGGAGAUCUGCCCCCUGAUCCAUGACAACACCGCUGGAAAGAAGACCAUCUCGUUCCUGUUCCAGAAGCGCCGAUUUCUCUUUUACCCCGACCGCCGCUCUUUUGCGCCAUUGUCUUAUGUCCUCGAUGCGGAACCCAAGCCUGCCCUCAGCUACUUCCAGGAGAGCCAGGGCUUGACAACCAAAGCCGACAUUGAACGCGUGCACAACCACUAUGGAGACAACACCUUUGACAUCCCUGUCCCCUCGUUCAUUGAGCUCUUCCAGGAGCAUGCCGUGGCGCCAUUCUUCGUUUUCCAGAUAUUCUGUGUUGGACUGUGGAUGCUGGACGAAUACUGGUAUUACUCGUUGUUCACGCUGUUUAUGCUGGUGGCUUUUGAAAGUACGGUGGUCUGGCAGCGCCAGCGGACUCUGAAUGAGUUCCGUGGUAUGAGCAUCAAGCCGUACGAUGUUUGGGUGUACCGCAAUCGCAAAUGGCAAGAAAUCACUAGUGACAAGCUUCUUCCCGGCGAUCUGAUGUCUGUCAAUCGCACCAAGGAGGAUAGUGGCGUGGCCUGUGACAUUCUUCUGGUCGAGGGCAGCGUGAUCGUGAACGAGGCCAUGCUUUCUGGCGAGAGCACGCCUCUCCUGAAAGACUCGGUCCAGCUUCGGCCCGGCACUGACUUGAUUGAACCCGACGGUCUGGACAAGAACUCGUUUGUCCAUGGAGGAACCAAGGUCCUGCAGAUCACCCACCCGAACUCAAACGGAGAAGAGACUCCCAAGAACAUGGCCACUGGUAUCACCAUGCCCCCGGACAAUGGUGCUCUGGGAGUGGUUGUCAAGACUGGGUUUGAAACCAGCCAAGGCAGUCUCGUGCGCACCAUGAUCUAUUCUACCGAACGUGUUUCCGCCAACAACGUCGAAGCCCUGCUGUUCAUCCUCUUCCUUUUGAUUUUCGCGAUCGCCGCUUCAUGGUACGUGUGGCAAGAGGGUGUGUCGAAGGACCGCAAGCGAUCGAAGCUGUUGUUGGAUUGUGUUCUCAUCGUCACAAGCGUCGUUCCCCCGGAGCUUCCCAUGGAACUGAGUUUGGCGGUCAACACCAGUCUGGCAGCCCUGAGCAAAUUUGCCAUCUUCUGCACUGAACCAUUCCGUAUCCCCUUCGCUGGCCGUGUGGACGUUGCGUGCUUUGAUAAAACCGGUACCCUGACUGGCGAGGACCUCGUCGUGGACGGCAUCGCGGGCCUGACUCUGGGUCAAGCCGGUGCCGCUGUGCAACCAGAUGGUGCUCAUACCGAACUGGCCAAGGCAACGGCCGUUGGCCCGGACACGACUCUUGUGCUGGCAAGUGCCCAUGCCCUCGUGAAAUUGGAUGAGGGUGAGGUUGUUGGUGACCCAAUGGAAAAGGCCACUUUACAGUGGCUUGGCUGGACCCUGGGCAAGAAGGAUACCCUUACCUCCAAGGGUGUUGCCCCGAUUGUCGGUUCGCGUCCUGUUGAGUCUGUUCAGAUCAAGCGCCGCUUUCAGUUUUCGUCUGCCCUCAAACGCCAAAGCACCAUCGCUACCGUUACCUCAACUGAUCGGAAGACCUCCAAGAAAAGCAAGGCAACCUUCGUCGGCGUCAAGGGUGCUCCUGAAACCAUCCGGGGCAUGUUGGUCAACACGCCGCCUCACUACGAAGAAACCUUUAAGUACUUCACUCGCAACGGCGCUCGUGUCCUGGCCCUGGCCUACAAGUAUCUCUCUACGGAAUCCGAAUUGUCUCAAGGUCGCAUCAACGAUUAUACUCGGGAGAAUAUUGAGUCGGAUCUAGCCUUUGCCGGUUUCCUUGUUCUGCAAUGCCCUCUGAAGGAGGAUGCCAUCAACUCUGUUCGCAUGCUGAAUGAGAGCAGUCACCGAGUGGUUAUGAUUACUGGUGACAACCCGCUGACCGCUGUGCACGUCGCUCGUAAAGUCGAAAUCGUGGAUCGGGAGGUGGUCAUCUUGGAUGCUCCCGAACACGACAAUUCAGGAACCAAGCUGGUCUGGCGCACUAUCGACGACAAGCUCAACACCCCCGUGGAUCCCACUCAGCCUCUGGACCCGGAGAUCUUGAACAACAAGGACAUUUGUAUCACUGGAUAUGCCCUCGCAAAAUUUAAGGGCCAAAAGGCUCUCCCCGAUCUGCUUCGCCAUACCUGGGUCUAUGCCCGCGUGUCUCCCAAGCAGAAGGAAGAUAUUCUCCUCGGACUGAAGGAUGCUGGCUAUACCACUCUGAUGUGUGGUGACGGCACGAACGACGUUGGUGCCUUGAAGCAAGCCCAUGUCGGUGUUGCCCUUCUGAAUGGCUCGCCCGAUGACCUGGUCAAGAUCGCCGAUCACUAUCGGACCACCAAGAUGAAGGAGCUGUAUGAGAAGCAGUGUAGCAUGAUGCAACGAUUCAACCAGCCUGCCCCUCCAGUGCCUGCUCAGAUCGCUCAUCUCUACCCGCCUGGCCCCAGCAAUCCGCACUACGAGAAGGCCAUUGAAAGAGAGGCGCAGAAGAAGGGAUCCGCCAUGACAGCUGCCGGUAACGCCGAGCAGAUCCCUACUAUCACCUCUCCUGGCGCUCAGGCCUUGCAGCAGUCUUCAUCGACCAUGACUCCUCAACAGCAGAGACAUCAGCAGGCUUCUGCGGCGGCAGCUGGUUUUGCGGACAAGCUUACCUCGUCCAUGUUGGAGCAGGAGCUGGAUGAAAGCGAGCCCCCCACCAUCAAGCUGGGCGACGCAUCCGUGGCUGCCCCGUUUACGAGCAAGCUGGCCAACGUUAUUGCUAUCCCCAACAUUAUCCGUCAAGGCCGUUGCACUCUGGUGGCUACAAUCCAGAUGUACAAGAUUCUGGCGCUGAACUGUCUGAUCAGUGCGUACAGUCUUAGUGUUAUCUACUUGGAUGGAAUCAAGUUUGGCGACGGUCAGGUUACCAUCAGCGGUAUGCUGAUGAGUGUGUGUUUCUUGUCCAUCUCUCGCGCAAAGUCUGUCGAGGGUCUCUCCAAGGAACGCCCGCAGCCGAACAUCUUCAACGUGUACAUUAUCGGAUCUGUUCUUGGACAAUUCGCAAUCCACAUUGUGACUCUGAUCUAUCUGUCAAACUACGUCUAUUCGAUUGAGCCGAGACAAAGCGACGUCGACCUCGAGGGCGAGUUCGAGCCAUCCUUGCUCAACAGCGCGAUCUACCUACUCCAGCUGAUCCAGCAAAUCUCCACCUUCUCAAUCAACUACCAGGGUCGUCCCUUCCGCGAGUCCAUCCGCGAGAACAAGGCCAUGUACUGGGGCCUCGUCGCCGCGUCGGGUGUGGCAUUCUCGUGUGCGACGGAGUUCAUCCCCGAGAUCAACGAGAAGCUGCGCCUGGUCCCCUUCAGCAACGAGUUCAAGCUCACCCUGACUGUGCUGAUGAUCUUCGAUUACGGUGGCUGCUGGCUAAUCGAGAACGUCCUCAAGAACCUCUUCAGUGACUUCCGUCCCAAGGAUAUCGCUGUCCGCCGUCCGGACCAGCUGAAGCGCGAGGCUGAGCGCAAGGCCCAGGAGCAGAUCGAGGCUGAGGCGAAGCAGGAGUCGCAGCGGAAGGUUUAG